Chelonoidis abingdonii (Abingdon island giant tortoise) is the source of this 817-nucleotide messenger RNA. RefSeq names its product contactin-associated protein 1-like. The record is from RefSeq and is a predicted model, not a curated record. Lineage: Eukaryota; Metazoa; Chordata; Testudines; Testudinidae.
GACAGAGCCAGAGGGAGGGGCUGGGGUGAAGCGACCCCCAGGCUGUUCCCUCGCUGACUCCGUCCUUUCUCCUUGCGCGUCAGCUCCAGAGGAUCGGGCCUGGACCAUCGUCCGGCACAACCGGCACUACGCCACGCGGGUGCGGGGCUCCAGUGUGGACCGGCCCUUCCUGGGCGCUGUGGAGUACUGGAACGCCUCGUGGGCAGAGGUGGCGGCCCUGGCGAACGGCUCUGAGUACUGCGAGCAGCACCUGGAAUUCUCCUGCUACAGCUCCCGCCUGCUCAACACCCCCUACGGGCCGCCCAUCAGCUUCUGGAUGGGCCGCCACGACCAGCGCCAUUACUACUGGGGGGGCUCCCCGCCGGGCGUCCAGCGCUGCGCCUGCGGCCUGGACAAGAACUGCGUCGACUCCAAGUACUUCUGCAAUUGUGACGCUGACCAUGCCCAGUGGGAGAGGCCGGACAUCGGCGCCUACUUCGAGCCGGGCACCUGGGUUCGCUACAACAUCCUGCCGGCCGAGCUCUCGGCCGCCCACGCGUUUGCCAGCAUCCUGAGCCAGCCGCUGCCGGGCUACAACCUGACCAGCGAGGAGCUCAGCUUCAGCUUCCGCACCACCACUGCGCCUGCCGUCCUGAUCUAUGUCAGCUCCUUCCGCCGGGACUACGUGGCUGUGCUCAUCCGGGAGGACGGGAGCCUGCAGCUGCGCUACCAGCUGGGCACCAGCCCCUACAUCUUCCCGCUGACCACUGCGCCCGUGACGGACGGGAGGCCCCAUUGGAUCAACAUCACCCGCAUCAACCGUACACUCUACACCCAG